AUACGGAAAAGUACAAGAGAAUAUCUCGCCCUCUAUCGUAAUACUGUUGCUCUCUCCUGUCAUCCCAUGCAAGAGUUUCCUAAAAAAUCAAAUAAAUAUACAGUAGGCCCUAUCUGCUGCUUUAACUAUCUCAAAGUUUGCAUUUCACCAUGGCUGACCUUCUAGGUAGUAUUUUAAAUUCAAUGGAAAAACCACCAUCAGUUGGUGAAAAGGAAAAGAAGCUCGCUAAAGAAAGAAAAGCAAAAUUUGAGAAGAUGAAAGAAGAAGAUCGUAAAAGAAAAAAUGCAUUUAGAGAGAAAAUUGAAGAAAAAAUAAAUACUUUUAUCAAUGAUAGUAAACAGACAAGAUUAAAACUGGAACACAUGGAGAAAAUAAGUCGAAGCAUUGUUCACGAUAUUGCAGAUGUUGCGGGUUUGACAUCUUUUUCAUUUGGUCUAACGGAUGAUGAAAGAUAUGUUAUGUUAUUCAAGAAGGAAUAUGCGCCUUCAGAUGAAGAGUUAGAAGCUUACAGACGAGGUGAAGAAUGGAGUCCGGAAAUUGCUAAAGAAAAAGCAAGAUUAAAGGCACUUGAAGAAGCUGAAAUGUCCAGCUCCUCCAAGAAGGAACAGUUUGUACCAGCUUCAAAUUACAGAGAUAAAUACAAGAAGCUGAUUGGUGAAGAGAGUGCCAAAGAAGCUGCUCACAAUCUAACACCUAACAAACAAUUUGGUUUUGUUCCAAGUGCAAAUAAAAAAGACAAGCGAUCUGUAGAAGAAACACUAAAUGAGAUCCGAGCAAAGAAGAAGUUGAAACAAACGGCAGUUGACAAUGACAAUGAAGAAACAACAUCAGCAGUCUCAUCGACCACAUCUUGAUGGAGCCCGCUCAAUAACCAAUCACAUUCAGUCUUGAAGAAAUGCCCUGCUGCCAUGAUGCUGAUCUAGUAUGGCGGUGCUCUUAUCUGUGACUGGCCAAAGUGCAGUAUUCACCUACACAUUCUGGCAACACAGUCUCACCUAUAUUUACCACCCUAGUAUUUCGAUCAACUCCAGUAACAUGGCAUCAAAUAAUAAUAGCAGUUUUAAAUUAUUCGGAAGAUUUUAUUAUUCAAAUAAUAUAGUUACAAACUCUAAGGCUAUUGGUUGGAAAAAUGUAAAGAAGCAGUAGCAUUGUGCAAGAGAACUGUAGAUUAACUGGAGAGAAUAGAACUUACAAUGCACUUUAAUUCGGAAUAAAAAUUAGUCAAGUAAAUUAUUCUGGCAUAAUUGGGCAAAGUUUUAUUCUCUAAAUCACUAUAAUAGGUGGUGAAGUCCAAUAUAUCCUCUGCUAGGGUGUGUCUGGGUGUUUAUGAGUAUUACCUUAUAUUUAUGCAAUUUCUACCAUAAUUUUUCAUAUCUUGGAAAACAUAUUACUUUCCAACCUGUUUUUAUUUUGAUUGAAUAACUGAAUAUAAGUGAUUAAGUGGGAUUUUGAUAUUAAUGUUGAAAAGAUAAAUUGGUCCUACAUGUAAUCAUAACCUCAGAUUUCUCAAUUACUACGGAACUUCCGUAGUUGCUAUGGAAAUUUUGCAUAAUUACAGAUUUACCAUAGGCCUAGACCCAUAAAUAAAUACAGUAGGUCUUAAAAUCGAAAACAAAUGACUUUUCCAUCAGCCCUAGACAACUCGUAUUGUAAGAUUACAAAUAAAGUAUUGUGAAAACUAUGAAAAAGUGGCCCGUAAAUCUUCAUCCUGCCCCGUUAGUUUGAAAUUCUACAACGGCCAUUACCCAGUAUCUGUAAUUUAAGCAACCCUUAUUUUAAACUCAAGACAUAUUAUUAGGUACUUUGAAAAUUUUGUAUUUACUACAGAUAUUCAAAAACUUGAUUACUGAAAUGCAUUUCACUAACUUGAGAAGUCUGUAACCUCAUGAAGUAGUUGUUAUACAUUUGCAGGAAGAGACUGGCUAGAUAUUCCAGCAUAUGAAAGAUUAUUAUUAGUCAUAUGUUUGAGAUACAAGAUAUUUAUUGACCUUAAUUUUAUUAUUAAAAUUGGUUUCUUUUGUUUUUAGAUUAAUAAUAUGAAUAUUAAUUGUCUUCAUUGGGAUUUGAACCCAUGACCCUCAGACUACCCCUCAGUAGUGGCUUCAGAAAUUUGCAGACUGGUUGUCCAACAAGCGUUCCAGACCAAGGCAGAGGCAGAUCCAGAGUUUUUCAAGAGAG
Molecule: messenger RNA, 2178 nt
Organism: Anneissia japonica
Lineage: Eukaryota; Metazoa; Echinodermata; Crinoidea; Comatulida; Comatulidae
Product: sperm-associated antigen 7-like
Exons: 6
Coding region: 150-854 (234 amino acids)
Molecular function (GO): nucleic acid binding
Source: RefSeq, a predicted model, not a curated record